AUUAGGGUUUUGUAAGUGUUGAGACUCAAUUACAUUCCACGAGUGCGUAUCAAUUUAUCUCUUUCUCUCUCUACCAUCAUCAAUUUUCUCUCUCCUCAAAGACGAUCUCUACGCUUAUUCAAGAUUAGCAGACAUUUUGUGGAUCUGGGGGCUCGGUUGUGAAUAGGCAGAAAGUUGGUUCACCUAAUGGCAGGACAGAGAAAUAAUCACGGUAAGCGAGCUCAUUCCCUGGAUCGUUCUGAGAAUGGUAGGAAUAAACGAAGAAGUUCAGGUGAAGAUCCUUUUUCAAUUGGAACAGAUGAUACUGUAUACCGCUACUUGUGCCCUGCAACAAAAAUUGGAAGCAUUAUUGGCAGGGGAGGGGAGAUUGUCAAACAAUUGAGAUUGGACACCAAAGCAAAGAUCAGAAUUGGUGAGACUGUGCCAGGAUGUGAUGAGCGGGUCGUGACGAUUUAUAGUGCGAGUGAAGAAACAAAUUCCUGUGAUGAAAUGGAUUCUCAGGUUUGUCCAGCCCAGGAUGCACUCUUUAUGGUGCAUGACAGAGUGAUUGCUGAGGAUGCAGGUGCUGAUGAUGAGCCUGAAGGUAAUCAACAUGUUACUGCUCGGCUGCUUGUCCCUUCUGAUCAGAUUGGAUGUAUUAUUGGUAAAGGUGGUCAGAUAGUUCAAACCAUUCGUAGCGAAACUGGUGCUCAGAUACGGAUUUUAAAGGAUGAUCAUUUGCCAGCAUGUGCCCUAAGCACUGAUGAACUUUUGCAGAUAUCUGGAGAAGCUGUAGUCGUUAGGAAAGCUUUAUUCCAGAUUGCUUCCCGUCUUCAUGAUAAUCCUUCACGAUCACAACACAUGCUGACUUCUGCUGUACCUCCUAGUCUGUAUCCAUCAGCAGGCUCACUCAUUGGGGCACCUGGUGGUGCUCCUAUUUUCGCUCCUAUUGUUGGUUCUUAUGGAGGAUACAAAGCUGAGAGGGGAGAUUGGCCUCGUUCUGGUUACCCUUCAUCGAGGGAAGAUUCUUCAAUGAAGGAUUUUUCCAUUCGUUUUGUCUGUCCUACUGCAAAUAUUGGAGGUGUGAUUGGAAAAGGUGGUACUAUCAUAAAUCAAAUCAGACAAGAGACUAGAGCAGGUAUCAAAGUUGAUAGUUCAUCUACUGAAGGUGAUGACUGCCUGAUAACAAUAUCAUCGAAGGAGUAUUUUGAAGAUCAAGUCUCUCCAACAAUUGAAGCUGCAAGGCGCUUGCAACCCAGAUGUAGUGAGAAGAUUGAGAGGGACUCAGGAAUUAUUGCAUUUACAACCCGUCUCCUUGUGCCAUCAACACGUAUUGGCUGCUUAAUUGGUAGAGGAGGUGCUAUUAUCACUGAGAUGAGGAACAUUACAAAGGCUAAUAUCCGCAUCCUUUCAAAGGAUGAUCUUCCAAAGGUUGCAGCGGAUGAUGAAGAAAUGGUGCAGAUCUCUGGUGACCUGGAUGUAGCUGAAACUGCUCUUAUACAUAUUGCGUCACGAUUAAGAGCAAACCUCUUCGAAAAGGAGGGGCAAGUGAUGCUUCCUGUUCUUCCUUAUGUCCCCCUUUCACCUGAUGAUCAUGAUUCCAUGCCAUAUGACGGUAGAGAUAGUAAACGACAUGGUCGUGGGCUUUCAUACUCAGGUGGAUAUGGUGGCUCAAAUGAUUUGUCCUCAGUUGAUCACUAUGGUAGCUAUGCUGGUAUACAGAGCACCGGAAGUGGGAGUAAUUAUGGUGUUUAUGGAAGCUAUACAUCAGGGCGUAGUAGUUCAGGGUUAUCUGGUCAGGCUCCAGGCUCCAGAAGGAGACCAUAUUAUUAAGAUUAACAAAGAGGUAUCUUCAGCUGAAACUUUGAAGCCCUGAAGCUUGCUUCCUGCCUCCUUUGACGAAGCCUCCUGCUUAAACCAGAAGACCAGAUCAAAAGGGUUUGACAAACAUUUGGCCAACCUUGAUGCUUUUGUCCAGGAGACCAAUUUAUUUGGAGAACUACAAUAUCAAACUUGCCAUGUCCAUGAUACCAAAUUUACCAAGCUCUUUCUAUGUUUCCGGUCCACUGAACCUAUGUAGCCACAGUAUGCCUUAAUUUGUCUUAGUUUGUUCUGCACUGUUAUUCAACUGUUCGAAAACGUUUACCGCUGUAACUUUUCAUAGGGUUUGAGUUGAUUAUUUUUCCAUCUUCCUAUUUGUUUCCCAAAACUUAGUGCUGAGUGUUUUCCCUUGAGUUGUCAUUGCACUUUAAUACCCAGAUCAUAUUCUAGAGAUAGCCCUUGAUGUUCUUAUAAUUCCUGUAGUUGGGUAAGGUAUUGAUAGUUUGAUUAGUGCUAUGCUUCCAGCAUUUAUCUCAUUGCUGCAAUCAUUUACCUUUAUUCUUUGUGCCAUUUAUUCGGCUUUGUGCUAUUUAUUCGAUAUUCGUACUUAUUUAAUUGUAGGUUGCUCUUGCAAAUUUAUUAACAUUUUGUCUUAUUUAUUUUGCUAGGUUUAGUCACCUGAAAGAUGGUUUUCGUUCUUUUUUGUUUUUAAAGAGGGGUGCAGCAAUUGUUUUAUACAUGAUGUCUAUUAGAACUAAUAGAAAAGUUCUGUUACUGUUUUAUAUAGCUGUACUGGGAAGUGUAAUGGAAGUGGGUAGGUUUAUCUACAACUAUAAGAGAUCCAAUACUAGCUUUAGAGUGUGUAUCUGUUCUACAUUAGGGUUGUGGCCUGUGGGUCAAUAGUAUGAUGAUUGAUGAAGGUAAUUUAAGCCUUGGGAUUUAAUCUUCUGAAGUGGGAUUGUAGAUAACUGUAAAUUCCUGUGACAAAAGCCUGAAGUUUGUAUUUAGAAUCUAGAAGGGAGAUUAGACCUCUGUUUUUGUUUUUGCAACCAAGGGAAUUUUGUCUCUAGUACUUGGGGCGGACUAUCUUAUCAGUGGUGUGUUCCAAGCUCAUAACAGUUGCUUUAUUUCAUCUCCCUUGCUCUUUCUCCCAACUCCAUUGAACUCAGUCUCUUUUAUAAUCCUCUGUACAUACCUCUCUUCUCAGCCUUUACCUGCUUAGAAUCUACCUUGGGCCAAGUUGUUAUUUUGCAUGAUAGGGAAUUUGAAGAUAUUAUGAUAUUGACCUUUUGGCACUUGAGAUAUAAAGGUUAGCUUGUUUGUCAAGCUCAAGUAGGAUCCAGGGAUUAAGACUAAAUCUUCAGACAAGUGAGAUUUUCAAUGAAAGAUUUUGUUUGAGUGGUGUUAUUUUGUUGGUUGCUUAAGGCUAUGUUAAUUUCUGCUCCUUUUUUUUUUUUUUUUUUUGGUUGUCUUGCCUGUGGAUUACAUAUUUGCUAAGGGUUGUAGUUUUGGCUAUUUAUCUGCAAUGGGUAUGCUGUUCUGGCUCGUUUGAUAGAUGAUAUAAAUGGGGGAAUGAAAAUGAGUGACUAUUUUAAAUCUUCUGCCAACGUACAUGGUAAAGCUUUUUCCACCCCUAAGCACCUCCCUCUAAUCACUUUCAAUUAGCACUCAAUACUUCCUUUAAAGUGAUUAUCAUCCUCAUUUAUUAUCGCUUACCAUACGAGUUGCUAGUGCUUAAGAAACAAAUAGUUCAUAUGUUUGCUAGAGUUCCCUGCCUUUGCGUAGUAUUUGCUAUUUUGGCAAUUAGCAUAGCUGGCAGUGCAGCUUUUUUAGGGCUUAAGUUUCAGAUUUGCUUGACUGCUUGUUACACGUAAGUUGUGGAAGUGCAUCAGUGGAGAGAUAUAGCAGAGAGAUUGGGCAGCAAUGAAGUAUAUCUGAAACAGAAACCCACAGAAAUUCGUUCGAUCGAUUGCGUUGAGAAUGUGAUGCUGUGAAUAAUCAGGGUGGAGGUGAUUUUACUGGCUGUUCAUAGCAGCAGUUUAAUUUGUAUAAAUAUACGGAUGUGUAAAAUGUAAUUUUGUAAUUUAUGUUUUUAAGUGAAUUGCUGUUCUAAACAAGGAUAAUAAGAAACUGAGAUUAAUGUUACCUGUCUAACUUUGAAUGGUGCUGAAAAAUGUUACUUA
Chenopodium quinoa (quinoa) is the source of this 3983-nucleotide messenger RNA. RefSeq names its product RNA-binding KH domain-containing protein RCF3-like. The record is from RefSeq and is a predicted model, not a curated record. Gene Ontology annotation, cellular component: nucleus; cytoplasm. NCBI's taxonomy places the organism in Eukaryota, Viridiplantae, Streptophyta, Magnoliopsida, Caryophyllales, Amaranthaceae. Gene Ontology annotation, molecular function: mRNA binding. The transcript has 9 exons. Bases 187 to 1812 code for a protein of 541 amino acids. Gene Ontology annotation, biological process: regulation of gene expression.